AUGAGGAUCUAUUUUCUUCAGAUGAUGAAAUGCUUCCGAGGCCUUUUCAUCGAUUCAGAUCUCAUUGGGGUGGACAAAAUUUCGAUGGUUGAAGAUACAUUCCGCACUCCUUUGAGUAUAGUCCCUGUACAGCCAGAUGAGGAAGUAGUUCUCAAUCAAGUGGUGGUUGCAGAUCAGGCUAAAUUGGGUGAGCCUGUCCAUCUAAAUUUCAUGCUUCCAGGUCAACCCAGUGUUUUCGAUUGGAUCUUUAACACGGUAAAGGAUAUUCAGCAUUUAGUGGGACUGAGGUGCGAAGGUUAUGAGGAUCAGUUUAUGGCUCUACUUCUAGUAAUUGAAUCAGAUUGGGUGUAUUUGGCAGCGAAGGGGGCAUCAAGUGGUGUUUUGGUGAUAUGGGAUAGAAGAGUGGUGGAGAAAAUGGAGGAGUUUAUAGGGACCAUGAGAGAAGAUUAUUAUGGGAUGAACUCGCUGAAGUACAUAGCUGGUGGGAUCUCCCAUGGUGUAUUGGUGGAGACUUCAAUGUUACAAGAUAUCCAACUGAGUGUUUUGGUGGGGGCUGAGGAGAUUAAAGAAUUUUGGCCUAUUAGCUUAAUAAAUGGGGUAUACAAGAUUAUAUCCAAGGUAUUAGCAAAUCGUCUGAGUGAGAUAGUGGGGAAGCUAAUCUCAAAACCCCAAAAUGCAUUCGUAAAGGAUAGGCAAAUCAUAGAUGUGAUCCUUAUUGCAAAUGAAUGUAUAAAUAGUUGCUUAAAAGAUGGCAAUGCAAGGAUUAUGUGCAAGCUAGACAUGGAGAAGUCCACACGAGAUUUAAGACAUGGAGAUCUACUGUCCCCAUUACUCUUUGUUAUUGUGAUGGAGGCGUUGAGCAGAAUGUCCUCAGCCCUGGUUGCGAAUGGUUUGGUUGCUGGUUUUGCGAUUGUCUCUCCGAAUAGAGGACUAUUUAACAUUUCUAAUUUGUUGUUUGCAGAUAAUACUCUUUUCUUAUAUGAAGCAGAUCCAAACCAUGUUCGAGUUUUGAAGAUCUUUCUCCUUUGUUUUGAAGCAACAUUCGGGCUGAAAGUUAACUUGGAAAAAUCAGAGAUAGUGCCUAUUGGAAGAGUUCGGCGUAUCAUACAGUUGGCCAGUAUUCUGGGAUAUAAGAUUGUUGUGUUACCUAUGACAUACCUGGGCCUUCCUUUUGGGAGCGGCAUCGAGAACAGUUUCAUUGUGGGAUCCAGUUAUUAA
Messenger RNA from Carya illinoinensis, 1218 nucleotides. RefSeq lists its product as uncharacterized. Lineage: Eukaryota; Viridiplantae; Streptophyta; Magnoliopsida; Fagales; Juglandaceae. The transcript has 5 exons. The record is from RefSeq and is a predicted model, not a curated record. Bases 1 to 1218 code for a protein of 405 amino acids.